Messenger RNA from Protopterus annectens (West African lungfish), 2705 nucleotides. It is a transcript of the gene IFI30, whose product is annotated as IFI30 lysosomal thiol reductase. Lineage: Eukaryota; Metazoa; Chordata; Ceratodontiformes; Protopteridae. The record is from RefSeq and is a predicted model, not a curated record. Gene Ontology annotation, cellular component: lysosome. Bases 91 to 819 code for a protein of 242 amino acids. Gene Ontology annotation, molecular function: oxidoreductase activity, acting on a sulfur group of donors, disulfide as acceptor. The transcript is spliced from 7 exons.
CGGGCUGUAAUACUUUUAUGUAUAAAUGUAAGUUUCACUUUAUGUUAUUUCUUCAUUGUGGCAUAGUGUUGAAGUAAUUUUACCGGCGAUAUGAAGAUUGCUUUGACGCUGCUUGUCGUCUUCUUUUGGGCAUGGUGCCCAAGCGAUGCCAAACACGUCCCUUGCCCAUUCCCAGAGGAGCUUUGGUGCAGUUCCAGGGAAAUAGCAACAGCUUGUCAGGCCUCCUGUCGAAAUAUUCCAGAGAAGAAAAGCAAUGCCGUGCAGAUCUCUCUCUAUUAUGAAUCCUUGUGUCCUGGUUGUCGUGAAUUCUUUGUAUCGCAGCUUUAUCCUACAUGGCUUACGCUGGGUGAUGUUAUCAAUAUGACUCUUGUACCAUAUGGAAAUGCAGAGGAGAGAAAUACCUCCUCUGGGAAGUGGGAGUUCACCUGUCAGCAUGGGGAAAGUGAAUGUCUUGGAAAUAUGAUUGAGACUUGCAUAAUGUAUUAUUUGAAGGAUGCCAGCGCUUAUGCCAAUGUGAUCUACUGCAUGGAGAGUUCUGUGGAUGUCCUCAAAUCUGCACCACUGUGCCUUCAGAUAUAUUCAAAGGAUGUUACCUGGGAUAAAGUACAGAGCUGUGUCAAUGGAGACUUAGGAAAUCAGCUGAUGCAUCAGAAUGCUCUUAUGACCGAUGCACUCAGUCCACAACAUGAGUACGUUCCAUGGAUCCUGGUCAAUGGGAAGCACACAGACGACCUCCAGAAGCAGGCUCAAAGUGCACUAUUCAACUUGGUGUGUAAGCUGUACACUGGAGAAAAGCCAGAUCCAUGCCAAGCAGUCUAAGCAGCUACUACAGACAAACGAAGUUUGCAAGAUUGAAAGCUAAUUAUGAUUUUUAAAAAAAGAUUGUCAAAGUAUACAAUUUAACCAAAUUGUAAAUGUUCAGAUCAAUCCAGAAAGAAAAUAUUGAUUUGCUCCUAAUCAACAGUCAGCACUUUGAUGUUUAAGACUAGAAAAGAGUCUUGACAAUGUCUAGACUGCAAUCCCAGAGUACUAUACAUUGUGCUUUGUAUUCUAUACCCGCAGUUUUCUUAGUGGGGUAGAAAAGCAGUCCGUUUCCAUUUUUGUAUUUUUGUUACUUGUAUAUUAUCUAGGGUUUCCACCUUUUGUUGUGGCUAAAACUGGACCAAAGCCACACCCCUUGCAACUCACAUAACCCCUCCCAUCUCCCACCCACUUUCCACAUAUUUCGUGACAUCAUUGUCACAUUAGUUGACAUUUUUUCCAUUUGUGAUGUCUUCUUUUUCUGUAAAAAGCAUAGUAAAUCCACUGAUUUAACAAAACUCUGGUGUUUCUUUUUUGAAUACCAGAGAUUGUACAGUGUUUUCCAGACUACUGGACAAUUAGUUUGAUUUCUGGAUAGUCAGGAAAAAAAUGGAUAGGUGACAAUGCUAAUAUUAUCUAUAGAUUCCCUCCUUGUCAGAGGAAGUUUGCAGACAUAAAAAGUUCUUUAAAAGAACACUAUAUAUUGCAACUGUUUUGUAAGUGUUUGCUUUUGACUUGUGUUGCUAUGGAUACCACUACCACAUGCUGAUGAAUAUGGUUAUCAGGUAGAGAGAAGCCUCAAGGAGUCAGUAUUUUGCUUUUUAUGUAGUGAGAAGUUAUAAAUAAACAGAGAAGAAACACUGAGGCAACUUAUUUUUAAAAUUAAAUUUAUUCAAAUUAGCUUUAUAAGUUCUGAAUUUAGUUAUAUACUGGAAUGCAUGUCAUGAUUAGAAAAUGUGGAUAAUAUAUAAACUAUGCAAUGAAAUUGCAAAAUAUACAACAAUUCUGUAAAUAGAUUACAGUCUAGAAAGUUGCAUGUUAUUUUAUUGUAUUUCUGCAACUAUCAUUUUAAAAAUGACAGAUAUAUAUCUAGAUAUCUCAGGGGCACUGCUGGAGAGGCUUUUAUUAUAAAACUCUGAAGGAAUAAAUUUCUGUUGCUGUUGACCAUUCAUUUAAUCACAUUCUGUGCAGGGUCAUUUUGUUUCAGAUUAUGUGGUCAGGCCUAACCAGUCUGUAACAUACAUCUUUUUGUGUAUAAUGUCAUCUCCCAAGGACAAGUCCCAUACAAAAAUUGCAUUGUGUACCUUAAAGAAAAGUGAAAAAUCAUGUAAAUGCCAUCUGUGGCACAAAAAUGCCUCAGUUUUUUUUUUUAUCUGUGUACUUCAUUUUAAGAACAAUUUUCACCAGCAUGUAUGUUUGUCAGGUAACAAAGAUAAAAUUUUUAUUUUCCUUUUUAUAGGCUACAGUACUAGUGGCGGUUCUGAAAUGAAAUUACAGUGUAUAUGUAGACUAAGCCAUUUUUGUGUACUAUGUUACCUAGUUUUACGUAGGAAUGUAUUAUACACUUAGGAAUUUAAUAGUGUACAUGCAUUUAAAUAUGUGAUACAUUGAAAAUAAAAAAAAGUUUCAUCUGCAGUGUGAUGUAUACAAUUUAGCUACAUUUUUUGCACACAACACUGCAAAUUUAGUGGGUACAUUGUAAGUGAUAUAACUCCUGUACAGUGUAUUUCCAGGUAUUAGAAAUGUCUGAGUGUCCAUUUUGCUUGUUUGCUAUAUUUUGCAAACUGCAUUUACAGCUUACUUAAAUUACAGAACUGUUUUAUUAGCUAUAUCUGUGUUGAAACAUUUGCUGUAUUUUCCAAACUGCAUUUACAACUCAAUAAAUUACAGAACUGUUUUAGCUA